AUGAAUCUACGAUCAUGGAACCCCAAAUUGCUGCACCACUUCCAGUCAAUCACAAAGUUUAAAAACGUCUACAACUUCAAAUACCUCUCUGACCCAGAAACAUGCCAAAAACUAAUAGACCGCAUGGACCUCCGACGCAAGUACCCGAAAUCAAAAGGUAAUCUAGAUAUAGUCGAUGUAUUCCCCGGGCCAGGCAUUCUCUCCUCCAUGAUAAACCAGGAAUUGCAGCCGCGCAACCAUGUCAUUCUAGAAAAGGAAAAAGACCAUGUCUCCAUAUGGGACAACCUAAUGAAGACCCUCAAAGACAAUGGUGGAAACCAAGAGAACUUCCGCUUUGUCAAGGAAGACGGGUACGAGUGGGAAACGUAUAAUCGGCUCAUUGAAGAGAAGAAGAUCAUCACUCCAAAGGUCGAGAACCGCUCCAGGAUCCAUGACGAACUCUUGAUCGUCGCCAAUCUUACUUCUUCCUCCAGCGGCGAGCCGGUGUUGGCGCAGUGGAUCCAGUGCUGCGCGCAUCAGAAUUGGCUCCAGAAGUAUGGCCGUGUUCGGAUGUUGCUACUUGUGAGACACGAUUCGUCGCUGAAGUUUCUAUCGACGUCUGCUUUCCCGAAACGCAAUCGAGCUGCCCUCAAGAGAGAUGUCUACACCGAGAGCCAUUUGUUGGCUGUCUCGGACAUUGUCAGCGAUACUGCGCUCACUCCAGGAGAAGGUUUUGAUCCACAUUUGCUCUUUGAGGAACAGCCGAUUGUCAUCAGUAAUGGCGCCGUCGCUCCUUCGCCUGGUGACUUGUCUGUUAUUGAAAUUAUACCGCGCGGCGAUCUUGAGGGCUUAAAUAUUUUCGACAUUGAUCACCUCUGUCAGAGUCUCAUGUACAAAUCGCAACUUCCAGUAGCUGAGGCUCUAUCUAUGGUAGGUCUUGGUGCGUCCGAGGCGUUGUGCAGUAAGAUCCGUCCAGAAAUUCUAGCGAAGAUCCCCCGUCAUUUGACGAGAGACGAGUUCCUUGAAAUCUACAAUGCUUACACAGUUUGGCCGUUUAAAGCAACAUUCGAAGAUACAAUUGAUAUCCUUAUGGAGGAUUCCAGAUCUUAUUGA
This is a messenger RNA of Australozyma saopauloensis, 1092 nucleotides long. RefSeq names its product RNA polymerase specificity factor. NCBI's taxonomy places the organism in Eukaryota, Fungi, Ascomycota, Pichiomycetes, Serinales, Metschnikowiaceae. The record is from RefSeq and is a predicted model, not a curated record. Gene Ontology annotation, molecular function: mitochondrial transcription factor activity. The transcript has a single exon. Gene Ontology annotation, biological process: transcription initiation at mitochondrial promoter. The coding region runs from base 1 to 1092 and encodes 363 amino acids. Gene Ontology annotation, cellular component: mitochondrial DNA-directed RNA polymerase complex; mitochondrial matrix.